GACGUCAAGGAAAGCCCAAAAAAAGUCAAGCCGAAGAUCAAGGAGCACGAGUACGAUCCGUGUUAAACCGGGUCACUACAUCAAGUCGCUAUCCAACACCACACAUAUUUCAAAUCCGUACAUCUCCACUGGUUCAUUGGGACGUCACGUACAUCAUUACGUCAAAGACGCAGUCAAGUCACUAUCCAAAUUGAGAUCCCUCGAGCGAUUGGAGGCGCGGUUGAUGUUGGUCAUGGACGAUCUCCAACGAUCUCCAACGAUCUCCAACUUCCAAGUCAAUGGCUCAAUAUCAUGGUACCCGGUGCUCCACCACAGUUUAUCUCUGUUCGUCCGAUGUUUUGAGUUCGAGAUGCUGCUCCCCCCCCUCCUCCCCGUACUUCUUCAGCCAACGAGCGACGAGAGCAAGACAUUGUCGGGAAGACACAAAUGGUCAAUUUGUGAGGAAUCGGAAGCCGUGGACACUUGGCUUUGCUUGGAGCUGUAUGGAACUUGCCUCCUUUUGAUGGCGAUUCGCGGUCGUGCCCACUGGCCAGUCAACGCCCAGCGGCCAGCCAAGAAAUCGAGCGAAAAGGCCGCAGUCAGCAAUGUGGGCGCCAGCCUAAAAGAGAAGGAUUGUAUCCUGGAUUCCUACACAUUUCGAUAG
Molecule: messenger RNA, 643 nt
Organism: Periconia digitata
Lineage: Eukaryota; Fungi; Ascomycota; Dothideomycetes; Pleosporales; Periconiaceae
Source: the annotation of a GenBank genome assembly